AAAUUUUUGGCAAACCUUGAAAGCUCUAUUGUGAAAGACAACUUCUUCACGUGUCACUCCAAAACAAUGAAAACAGCUUCUUGAUACACCUCAUUUUCACGUUUGUUUAUGUAACAAAAGUGAUUCACACAUAUACAUACAUACACAUUUUUAGCAGAGGGAAUAGCAGAAUUCUCCUACCAACUUGAGCGCUGCGAUCAAUAGCUCAAAAGGGCCUUCCCUUAACAAAAGAAGCCAUCUUUACCACUUAAGGCAGCUGAGCUAAAUCAUGCUUGGUAAUGGAGUUGUCGGGAUCCUCUCGGAGUCCACGAAUAAGUGGGAGAGGAGAGCUCCGGUGACCCCUGCACACUGUGCGCGGCUGCUGAGGGGCAGUGCCAAAACGGGAGUUUCCCGCAUCAUUCUGCAGCCAUCGACCAAGCGCAUCCAUCAUGAUGCACAGUACGAGGACGUUGGCUGUGAGAUUUCGGAGGACUUGUCUGAAUGUGGCUUCAUUUUAGGCAUCAAACAGCCAAAGUUGGACAUGAUACUUCCGGACAAGACAUACGUGUUUUUCUCACACACGCACAAGGCACAGAGAGAAAACAUGCCACUUCUUGAUAAGAUUUUGGCUGAAAGGGCUACUUUGUUUGAUUACGAGCUUAUAACCGGAGACCAUGGUAAACGAUUACUGGCAUUCGGGAAAUUUGCUGGAAGGGCCGGAAUGAUUGAUUUCUUGUGUGGCCUUGGACAGCGGUUUCUUAGUCUUGGAUAUUCUACACCUUUCCUCUCCUUAGGCCAAUCCUACAUGUACUCAUCUCUGGCUGCUGCAAAGGCGGCUGUCAUUUCUGUCGGGGAAGAGAUAGCUACAUCAGGACUCCCAUCGAGAAUCUGUCCCUUAGUCUUUGUCUUCACCGGUUCUGGAAAUGUCUCUCAAGGAGCACAGGAGAUAUUUAAUCUUCUUCCUCACACUUUUGUUAACUCAAGCAGUCUUCCUGAUCUUUUUGAGACGGCCGGAGAUCCUCAAGUAGGGAAAAGCUCGCAACGAGCCUUUCAAGUGUAUGGAUGUGCUGUCACCAGUCAAGAUAUGGUGGUUCACAAUUAUCCUUCCAAAUCAUUCGAUAAGGUGGACUACUAUGCACAUCCGGAAAACUACAGGCCUAUUUUCCAUGAAAAGAUUGCUCCAUUUGCAUCUGUAAUAGUAAAUUGUAUGUAUUGGGAGAAAAGAUUUCCUCGGUUAUUGACCUCCACGCAGCUGCAAGAUCUAAUCAAGAAAGGAUGUCCUCUGGUUGGAAUCUCGGAUAUAACAUGCGAUGUAGGUGGCUCGUUAGAAUUUGUACAGCGAACUACGUCUAUCGACUCACCUUUCAUCAGAUAUGAUCCCGAUGACAACUCGUACCAUCACGACAUGGAGGGCAGUGGCAUUAUCUGCUCCGCUGUUGACAUUCUUCCUACAGAGUUUGCAAGAGAGGCUUCCCAACACUUUGGUGACAUACUAUCUAAGUUUAUCGGAAACUUAGCUUCUUCAACGUCCCUCGAUGGAUUACCUUCGCCCCUGAAGCGAGCUUGUAUCGUCCACGCUGGCGCACUCAGCCCUUUGUAUGACUACAUUCCUAGAAUGAGAAAUUCUGACAUUGAGGUUUCGCCACAAACUCUACAGCCUUUGCAGACUGCAAAGAUGAAGCACACAAAGAUGAUGUCUCUGAGCGGCCAUUUGUUCGACCAGUUCCUAAUCAAUGAGGCUCUGGAUAUCAUCGAAGCAGCAGGUGGUUCCUUCCGUUUGGUGAAAUGUCACGUUGGUCAAAACACGAGCGCAUUGUCAUAUUCAGAGCUUGAAAUAGGUGCUGAUGAUAAGGCAGUCCUAGAUAAAAUCAUCGAUUCUUUAACUUCACUUGCGAAUCCGAGGGACGAGCAUGUUGACAGUGAAAACGACAUGAUAUCGCUUACACUUGGGAAAUUCAAAGACAAUGGCACAGAGGAGGAAAAUGGGGUGAGAAGUGAAGCUGCCUUCCUUAUCUUAGGUGCUGGCCGAGUUUGUCGACCAGCUGUAGAAUUUCUGACAGCAGUUGGCCGGGAUUCGAUGAAAAAAUCAUACAUCAGAGAGGACAUGAAAGAGGAGAUUUCUCCUGUUCAUGUCAUUGUUGCUUCUCUGUUCCUGAAAGAUGCAGAAGAGAUCACUGAAGGACUUCCAAAUUCAACGGCAGUUCAACUUGAUAUCUCGAACGAGGAGAAACUCCACCAUUACAUUACACAGGUUGAUGUAGUGAUCAGUUUGCUGCCUCCUAGCUGCCACAGUAUUAUAGCAAGUGCUUGUAUUCAGUCCAGGAAACACCUUGUCACUGCUAGCUAUGUGGACGAUUCCAUGUCAAAGCUCGAUGAAUCAGCAAAAAGCUCUGAUGUGACAAUUCUCUGUGAGAUGGGCUUGGAUCCCGGAAUAGACCACAUGAUGGCGAUGAAGAUGAUCGAUGAAGCUCAUGCAAGAGGGGGCAAGAUCAAGUCCUUCACUUCCUACUGCGGCGGUCUUCCAUCUCCAGAUGCUGCAAACAACACAUUAGCUUACAAAUUUAGUUGGAGUCCAAUUGGCGCUAUAAGAGCCGGGCGCAAUCCAGCAGUGUACAAACAUGAUGGUGAAAUUGUGCAUGUUGAUGGUGAAAAACUGUAUGAUUCCGCUUCAAAGAUUCGGAUACCAUACUUCCCUGCAUUUGCACUCGAAUGUCUUCCAAAUAGGAACUCCUUGGUCUAUGGAGACCUUUACGGAAUAGGAAACGAAGCUUCAACCAUUUUUCGAGGAACUCUUAGAUACGAAGGUUUUGGAGGGAUAAUGGGAACUCUAGCAAGAAUCGGUUUCUUCAACAUCGAAGCAACACUGGUGCUAAAAGACGAGACAAGGACAACGUAUAGAUCCUUUUUGCUAUCUCUUCUCAAUCACAGUACAAAAGACUCAGAGGGAUUGGUUGUAAGUGAGAAAUGGAUUGCAGAUCAGAUUCUUUCUCUUGGCUUUUGCCAAGAGAAAGAAACAGCAAUCAAGACCGCGAAAACCAUCGUAUUUUUGGGCUUUCAUGAGAAGGCAGAAAUCCCGAAGUCGUGCCAAUGUGCAUUCGACAUUUCCUGCCUCCAAAUGGAAGAGAGGCUGGCGUAUUCGGGCUUGGAGAAGGACAUGGUCCUCUUGCACCAUGAAGUGGAAGUGGAAUUCCCAAAUGGGAAACCAAGUGAACACCAUGGAGCAACCCUACUGGAAUUCGGAAGGACCGAAGGAACGAGGUCGUACACAGCCAUGGCUCUAACCGUCGGCAUUCCUGCAGCCAUUGGAGCUUUGCUUUUGCUUGGAAAAACUGUCAAAGAGAGGGGUGUUUUAAGGCCUAUAAAUCCAGAGAUUUAUGAACCAGCUCUGCAAAUUUUGGAGGCUUAUGGUUUCAAGUUGGUGGAGAAGACUGAUUGAUUGUUAUUAUUGGACUGUUAUAUAUCUGUAAAAUACAAAUUGUUUAUAAUAAAUUGUAUUAAAUGUUGUUAUGCAUAA
Messenger RNA from Salvia splendens (bonfire salvia), 3493 nucleotides. RefSeq names its product alpha-aminoadipic semialdehyde synthase. NCBI's taxonomy places the organism in Eukaryota, Viridiplantae, Streptophyta, Magnoliopsida, Lamiales, Lamiaceae. Gene Ontology annotation, molecular function: saccharopine dehydrogenase activity. Gene Ontology annotation, cellular component: cytoplasm. Bases 269 to 3415 code for a protein of 1048 amino acids. The record is from RefSeq and is a predicted model, not a curated record. The transcript has 24 exons.